AUGGGCAGAAAGGACCAAUGGCCCCAAGAUUGGUCCGAAUCGCGGCGUGGGCAGCCGCCACAACGUGGAUGGCAUGGUGGGCGACAACGAGGCAAGGGCCAAGACAAGGGGAAAGACCAGGCUUGGCACUCAUCCUGGAAGGAGACGGAGGAACCCGCUUUCCCGACCCUAGAAGCCAUGCAAGUGACGACCACUGGUGGCAAGGGAGGACAGGAUGGGCGAGCUGCCGAGGCAGCCAAGAGUGCGGGGUCGAAGACCAUGGAUCUUGUCUCUGGGGCACAGAGAUUGGUCAACAACCUGCGGAAGGCGGAGGUGAAGGUGCGGAAGACAGACGAAAAAUUGGCCCGCCUUCAAGAACAAUGGACGGCCUACCAGGACAAGCUCAAGAAGGCGUUCCUGAAGGAGAGGGACAAGUUCCUCGAUGCCUCCAAGGUGCUCCGUGCGGAACAGGCGGAGAACAUCCUCAACGAGGAAGAGGCUCUGAACGAGCUCCAGGAGGCCAUCGCGGGCGGUGGUUUCAAGCCGGCGGAGAGCGUGCCGACCCCCACGAUGGAAGAGGAGCAGGCCUGGGACAGCCUUAUGCAGGAGGACCCCGAGGACGACGAGAUGGGCUUGGCAGAGCUGGUCUCAGGAGCUCUGGCGGGCAAACGGGCCUCCCAGAAAGCUACCAGGCAACAGGUCCUAAAUGCCAUUGCUGCUCGACGGGCCGAGUUGAAGGAGGCGCAGCCAUCUACCCCCAAGGGCCGCCGCUCAUACGUGGCAGAGACGACUCCGCCUGCUACGACCCGACCUGGACGUGGGCUUGGAAGUGGCGACACUGUGGAGGCGGCGGACAAGGACCCCUACAUGACGUCUCCCUCGACAGGGGCCCUACACCUGCCAGAUGGCGCUCCACGCUCCAAGUCCAGGACAAGUGCCCGGAUCCCGGUGAAGCAACUUGGCCGAGUCCCUUCGAAGGCGAGGCCGACAAGCUCGGGGUUGGCCGACAAGCUGGAGGCCAGAAGGGAGGCGACCAGGGCUGGAGCACCCAUGACCUCGGAGAUCUUGCUCUCGGACGACCCGGACGAGGAGGUGCAGACCGGCGAUGUGGAUGGAAAUGGUGCCGAAGGCCGCGAUCAAGUGGACAUGUUUGGUCUGGCUUUUUCGGUUCGUCCAGCGGAUGUGUCCUAUGUGCUGGCCUACCUGUGCGAGGAGGUGCUCUUGGCUUACAAGACGCUAACGAAGGUGCAGGUUCUGGCCGAGCUGAUGGAGGCCCCGUACUACGAGAUCAAGGGCCUUGGCAAGGUAGAUAUGAUCAUGCACCUCUUGCUGAUGGUGGUGCAAAUUUUGUACGGCACGGCCCUGUGGGAGGCCACGUCCGAUUGGGGUGUCAUGGAACAGGUAAUUGUUGGAUGGCAGUUGACUUGCCUGUUUCUGCAGACAGUCACUUUGAUGGUGAUGCUUGCCCUCAGCGGCGCCACUGUGGUGCAGGGCAGAAGAAAGAGAGUCAGUUCAAGCGCUGGCUGCAAUUUGACGAUCCUCCUCGUCUUUGGCACCCUUGGAAUGGCUGGGGCCACUAUUGAGCCUCCUGCCGAAGGGAGUGCAAACAGGGGCCCCUUUCGUGACAGGACGGGGGGGCUGCCGAGACUACCACAACCGACAGACCUGGAACUAUGGGCGUCUGGGCAACUGACGGCUCGGGAGCAAGACUUACGUGCCGAGAGCGAGCUAAUCUACAAUGCCUCGCUGUACCACUCCGAGGGUGAGUAUGCAGCACCUAUGCUGGCUACUGCGGCGCCGGGACAGGGUGCUGUGUUGGAUCACCAGACGCCCGAAGACCGACGAGCAGUCCAUAUCAGCGUCUGGGUGACGACACCCUUUUGGGGAUCGGAAGUCGUUGACAUUGGAAUCGGCUUCCCGAUCACGGAGCGGAGAGUUUGUGACGCUGUGCGCAGUUCAGUGCGGGAACUGCCUGACUAUGCCGACUCCUAUCUUCCCACGGUUCCGCAGAUUGGGGGGUACUUUGGCAGCUGCCUGGCCAUCCCGGCAUGGACACCCGCUGCUGGACUGUGUGCUCUGGUCAUCGACAACCGAAGUGUAGGUGGAGAAAUCUUCUCUGUGUACCACAGAGGCCCCUUGACGUAUCACUCCCUUCGAACCUACUUGCCGGAAGAGGAUGCGGACAGCGUGGACAUCUACCUCUUCGGCAGCCUAGCCCCCCUUCGGAGGGAUCAGCCGCCACCGGUGGCUGUGCAGGGCGGUGUCGUCAAAGCCCUGUACGCGGGAGAACCAUGUGUGUGGGAGGACGAGCUCUCACAAAGGCUCACGGACCCUUCUCGUUGGAACCCCCGUGUUGCCACUCCGGAGGAUGACAACAACGAACAUGUGGUGUACCAGAGCCCGGAAGAUCAGUUGGUGUACUAUGAACUACCGGGCGCCGAUGCACACCGAGCAGACCUUGCUGAACAGCUGAUGGGUUUCCCAAGUGGGCAGUGCUGGGUGCGAGCGCCAGAUGUACCAGCUGUAGGCAUUACUCAUGCGGGGCGGUACAUCUCCAAGCAGAUCGCGGUGAACCCUGGACCACGGCGUACGCAAGAGGAUGAUCCAGAUGCGACUAUAGUGUUCCUUGACUUGCGUGGCAUUGGCAUGUUCCCGCAGUGGGUCCAUCUUCCUGGUUCCUACUUUAACACGACAGAGUACCUGGAGGGCAUUCAGGCGCCCACAGUAGAGGGGUGGACCAUCCUCAUUGAGGGCGGUGAACUGACCAAUGACACGGAGGUCCUCAGGGUUACGGAUGGCGAGACCCUCAACAUUCUGUUGAAGGAGACAGCUGAACUCACAGAAUCAGCUGACGAAGACGAGGGGACCGGAGGCGACAAUGGGGGCACUGAUGACAGUUCUGAUACGCACGACCCCCUCCCGGACUCUAGUGACCUUACGCCGCCCUCGGCCCCUGGAGACGGCGUUCCAAGGGGCCCCCCUCCACCAACACCGGUCAACGACAGGAGCCGAUCGCCCCGCCGCACAAGGCAUACUGGGGAGGUACUUGAACUGCUACAACAUUUACCACCACCGGAAUUCGACAUAGCGCUACAUCGCCUGCAACUCCCAUGUGACACCGACGGUCUGCUUGCGAUGAUGCGUGUAUGGAGCCCAGCAUGGAUUGACCCUGUGGUCGAAAAGGUCACCUUCAAGCCACCGACUGUCAAGGCUAUACGGGAAGCUGUGCACUGGAGUUCUGUGCUGGAUGCAGGAAAGCAGGGAGCACGACCUGAAUUGCAUCUCUUCUCGGAUGGGUCCUGGACUGAGGACAAGGAGAUCGGCGGAUAUGCUGUGGUUGUGGUCAUUGUUCUUGCAGGACUCCAAGCGGUCAUGGGCUACUGGGGCGAGGCUACGCAAGGCAACAGCGCUUCGCUUUGGGCAGCUGACACUGCCCCUGCCCUGCACAACGAACAAGUGGCGCUUGCAACUGGGCUCCUUUGGGUCCUACAGAGCACCGCCUUUCUUGAACUUGGCAGAUAUGUGCUUCAUUAUGACUGUGCUGCCGCGGGCCGCGCUCUCACUGGAGACUGGCGACCUCUAAAUGAGUUGGGGGAACGUAGCCACUACCUCGAGCUCUACUUGCAGGAGAUCCUGCCAGUGCCGUUGGAGGUGGAGCAUGUCAAAGCACACAAUGGUCACCCGUACAACGAGAUGGCAGAUGUCCUCUCCAAGGCUGUUGCUGGAGGUACAAGACUCCCGACCCCACCCCGAGAGGUUGUCCAGGCCUUCCUUCAAACUGACCUUACCUGGAUGGCGACUGGGAGGGGCCUCACCUGGAGUGCGGAGGCCCAGCUCCCGAAGCCUCAACUCAGGCCUGACCAGCUGAUCCCUGUUCUUGAUGAUGGCAAGGACAAGACGGGGACUUCUACGUUCUGUAUGACUGCUAUGUCUCUGAACGUGCAGAGCCUAAAGGGCAAGCAUCGCUACAUCGAGAGUCAGCUGACGGAGAUGAAGUGCAACCUGGCCAUGUUUCAGGAGACCAAGGGCCAAGCGGGAGUGUGCGAAAGCCGGGACUACCUGCGAUUGAGUACAGAUGGCAAAGCCCACUGGGGCGUGGCUGUGUGGAUCAGCAAACGCUUUGGGCUGCUGGCCAAGGACGGCAAGCCCUACCGAAUCACGGAGGACGAUGUCCGAGUCGUCACGGAGUCGCCACGACUCCUUGUCCUUGCCAUCGACGCUGGUGGAAGAAAGGUCGUGAUCGUGGCGGGCCAUGCGCCGCAUGGCGGCAAAACGGAGGAGUUGAGAGCUUUCAUGACUGACCUCUGUGAUGCGCUGCAGCCCCUGGUAAAUGCAUGUUUGAUUGUUUGCGGCCUGGAUUUGAAUGGUCGCCUCCCAGUCGACAUGCAGGGAGUCACAGGAGCGAAGGGGUUUGGCGAUCCGGAUUUGAAUGGAUGCGAUUUCGCCAGAUUAGCGCAGCGAUGCCACCUUUGGGUGCCGGCGACGUAUGAAGAACUACACGAAGGCACAGACGUCACAUAUCGACAGGCCAAUGGUGCUGAGCACCGCAUUGACUACAUUGCCCUAGGGGGGACGGCAGUUGUUGGCUGCCUCCGGAGUUGGGUUGCUGUGGACUUUGACAUGAUGGCGCCAAACGAAGAUCAUGAUCCAGUUGCUGUGUCAUUUUCAGGCAACAUCGCAGCGGGCCACCGAAACCGAAUUUUCCGGCCUAAGUAUGAUGGAGACAAGAUGUUGUCUCAGGAGGGCCGGGCGACCAUACAUGAGGCACUCUGGAACUAUCAGCCACCGGCGUGGACUGUCCACCCCACGGACCACUAUGAGCACUUCCGCCAGUAUGUGCACAAGGUCCUUGGACAACACUUCCCUGUUCAACCAGAUGCCCCCAAGAGUGACUACAUCUCGGACUUGGCGUGGACCCUCCGCGAUGGUAAGAAUGCUCUGAAACGAAGGUCUCGACACCGACGAGACCUAUGGGUUGAUCUCCGAGACAGAGCAUUCCUACAGUGGGCCCGUGCUGACUCCUACGCUGUGGAGGACCUAGUAGCGAAGCAGAACUUGCUCUACGAAUUGGUGGCCGGUGCUGUCAAGUUUGUGACCUACAGGACCCGUGGACAAGUUCGGCGGGACAAGAACAAGUUCCUACAGGGACUGGCCACUGCUGGAGGUGACAAGUACCAGGACGUUGUGCGCCAGGUCAAGCGAGCUGGGCUCGGUGGUAAAUCGGCCAGGACCCCCUGGAGACCCAUGCCUGCUCUCCUCGACACCCAGGGCAAUCUAGCUGACACUGCUGCCGCCAAGGACAAGGUCUGGCUUGACCAUUUCGGGGCGCAGGAGUGUGGGAAGCUGCAGCCCACCGUAGAGCUGAUAGCGAACGACGACCAGCGGAUCUACAUCGAGAACGACCUGCAAUGGAAGGUUGAUGAUAUACCUUCGGUGCUGGAGCUAGAAGCUGCGAUGCGGAGGGCUCCGAGGCGGAAGGCAGUUGGCCUCGAUGGAGUACCGGGCGAAUUGAUGGCGGCGGCUCCCGCGGCGGCGUCGAGGGCUUUAUACCCUUUGGUGGCGAAGGCUACUUUGCUCAUGUGCCAGCCUCUGCACUGGCGCGGAGGCAUCCUGCAGGAGUCAUGGAAACGCUCGGGAGCCCGACAUGAUGUCGCCAACUACCGCUCUUUAUUCGUGAGCUCUCUCCCCGGCAAAGGAUUCCACCGCCUUCUACGAGAGCGGGCUGGGACACCCAUGCGAGAAGCUCUACAUGACUUGCAGCUAGGUGCUCAAAAAAGGGCGCCAGUCUUAAUCCCGGCGCUUUACCUACAGGCCUUCCUACGAGGCGCCAAGAAGGCUGGGCAAAGCGUUGCGAUUGUGUUCCUGGACUCCCAGAGUGCAUACUACCGUGUCAUCAGGGAACUGGCGGUCGGUCAAAUUGAGCUGGAGAGCGACUUUGCGGUGUCGUAUAUCUUCAAGGUCUUUGGCCUCCAUGCUGAGGACAUGGAUGCUUUCAGGGACAUGAUCCGAGAUGGAGGCAUGAUGGCGGACGCCAACAUGAGGCCACCACUACGUCACCUAGUCAAAGAUAUGUUGCAUAGAUCGUGGUUUGUGACGCGACAUGGGACACAGGACCACGUGAGUGUCACCAAGGCUGGCUCGAGACCCGGAUCAUCAUGGGCUGACGUUGUGUAUGCUUUUGUUCUGAGCAGAAUACUCACCCAGAUCCACGAGGUGGCCACGGCAGAGGACUUGCUGACCCCGCUCCAGGUCAACGCCGAGUACGGUCCACUGGGGACCUCGGAAGGAGGGAUCGAAGUCUUGGCCAGAGACUGUGUCUGGGCCGAUGACUGUGCUUUCCCCUUGAGUGACGGGUACGCGGCCAGGCUCAUGAGAAAGUUGAGGCGAAUGACGGAGAUCAUCAUUGAGUUCUCCGAACGGCAUGGUAUGCUGCCUAACCUCAAGCCCAAGAAGACGGCUGCCAUUUUGGCUUUGCGGGGGAGUGGAGCAAGGCGGACCCGACAAGAGUGGUUCCCGAGUGGGAAGCGAACUUUGACGCUCCCUGAAUUGCAGAAGGAGGUCCAAGUCGCUCCAUCCUAUGUGCACUUGGGCGGGGUGAUUGAGCCGGAGAUGAAGUUGGUUCAGGAAGCAAGACGUCGGUUGGGAAUGGCUAAGAGUGCCUUCGACUCCGGCAAAUCCCUGAUCUACACGAAUGAGUCGAUCCCCCUGCUACUUCGCACCACCCUUUUCCACAUGGCGGUCACCUCCACGGGCUUUAAUCUGGGUCUCUGGGUCCCGGUUGGUCGAGCAUGGGACCUCCUCGAGGGUGGAUUCACGAAGAUCCUCCAGGGCCUCCUCUCGAAGCGCUUCAAGGGUGAGACCUACUACAAACUCCCCGCGCCGGCCGUUCACAUCCUGACUGAGACCCCGCCUCUGGCUUCGUAUGCCAGGAAGGCGCGGCUGUCCCUGCUGACCGCAAUGUGCUGGACAGCGCCUGACCUCCUGUGGGCGGCACUACAACUGGAUGAUGAGUGGAAUGCCACGCUACGAGCGGACCUGGAGUGGUUACGGUCUGGGAGUGACCAAUGGCCGGACCUCCAGCCGGCCAGCUGGCCGCGAUGGCACCACCUGCUUAAGGAGUCGGGGAGUUGGGUCAAGCGGAAGGUCGCGACAAAGAUCGCCAAAGAGUUUGGCCACUUUGGUCGGGAACAGCUGACCCUCCUCGCGCUCUGGAGCCUCUACAAGCGAGCCUGUGAGCGAUGGCCAGUGUUGUCGGAGGCUGUGGCACCGUGGAUGCGGCCCUUGGUGCCCACUUCUUCAAGACCCAUGGCAGACUUGCUGCAUACAGGCGGGUCACAGGAGGCACAGUAUGUAGAGCUUGCGGACGGAACUACUGGUCCAGGACAAGGCUGGCGAUCCCCAGGUUGUACGUCGGUCCUACAUACCCUUGGGGCCACGAGCCACCCGUUCACUUGUGGACUCGGCAGCAAGGGAUGGAGAAUGGCAGCUGAGAGAGAUUUUACCCUGGCGAUUCCGGAACAGCAAGCUGAGGCUAUGAACCACAACUGCGAACGGAGGUGGCCAGAGGAGGUGAAGCGGGCCUACUGUGCGGCAUGCGACUGCCUCACAGGGCGACGUGUGGACGAAACGGUGACGGCCUUUAAGCGGACCCUCCUUGAAGUCCUGGCGGAGUUCCCCCUCUACUACGUCGAGGUCCGGGAGAUCCUGGAUGAGAUCGAGGCUGACGUCAGGUUGGUUGUUGACAGUGGCAACAACGACUACUGGACGCCCGAGGGUGUUGCCCAGCUACUUGAGGCCGUCAGAACCUUUUCGGCAGAGGAUUGGACCAGUGGAGUUGAACUCGGUGAGACUCCGCCAAAGUUUGAGACCUUGAAGGCCUUCACGGCUAUGGUUCGAGACCUGAACUGGGCUAGCCUAUUAGGGUGUUCCGGAACGCACGUGACCCUUAGAGACGCCUCUGUAUUGCUAGACGACGACUGGGAAGCUGCAUGGGAUCGUCCUAGCGAGGUUGUCGGAAAUGCAGCCGUGCGAUGUGAUUUCUGGGGAGUGUUACCUGGAGCGUUGCAGAAGGCAUGGGACUUAAUCCUUGAUGGACACAAGCCCACAGUACAGGCAGACAGCACGGCGGAGCGGAUCAACGUUCUGGGAAAGCCGGAUCCCAGAUGCAAGCUGCGCCACACAGAUUUCGUGGAGAUGACAGCGCCACUCCUUUCCAACAAGGUGUUGGCUCUGAUCUUGAAAGACUGCGUGGACUGCGUCCACGACAAAGCCGAGUGGGGCCUCGACCGGGUUUGGUGCAAGCUGGCUCAGAAGCUGGUGGGGGAUGUGGCGAAACCCUGCGCGUUGCUCGAUGCCGCCCCGGUCGCACACCUGGACUGGAAGAAGGCCGUCGUCACGCCGGACUUCAAAGCCUCUGAGCUGGCGGUGAAGUCCGAAUAUCCCGAGUAUUGGUCAGACAUUCGAAACAUCGACUGUGUGAAUGACUUCAAGGACAACGUCUACGUUGCAGAGCCUGUGCCGCACGCCUCCGCCAACGUGUCCGCGCCCUUGUCAAGUGAGGCUUCGAUACAGCCCGCAUCAAAGUGA
Messenger RNA from Symbiodinium sp. CCMP2592, 8565 nucleotides. The record is from the annotation of a GenBank genome assembly. Lineage: Eukaryota; Dinophyceae; Suessiales; Symbiodiniaceae.